This is a messenger RNA of Sinocyclocheilus grahami, 1108 nucleotides long. Its product is annotated as serine/threonine-protein kinase WNK3. Bases 323 to 1108 code for a protein of 261 amino acids. Gene Ontology annotation, molecular function: ATP binding; protein kinase activity. Lineage: Eukaryota; Metazoa; Chordata; Actinopteri; Cypriniformes; Cyprinidae. Gene Ontology annotation, biological process: protein phosphorylation. The transcript has 3 exons. The record is from RefSeq and is a predicted model, not a curated record.
UCCUCUUCGCUGCAUGCUGUUGCUGCUGCUGUAUGGAAAAGAGCUGCUUGGAAAUCCCGCAAAAUAUCGAUGUCAUGCAAUGUGAAGGUGCGCUGAUGCCUGCUGUGAUGAGGAGGUCUGAUUGCGCGCGAGGGGCGUGGAGGAGCAGAGCCACUAAAGCAGGAUUCAGCAGUCCUUUUCAAACGGAGAAAUUUCCAGGCAUGGCGAGAUGAGCGGGGCCGUGUAUCGCUGAUGUUUGGGAAAAUGUGUCAGUGCUGCCGCUCCCCUGCGGUUCAAUCCUGAGCUGCGCCAGCAUAUACUGAACCUGUGACUGAUUUAAACCAUGGAGCCCAAACCUGACUGCUGCCCUUCAUCCGUGCCCAACUCUCAGUGUGAACUGCAGCUCAACAUCUACGAGACCAUCAGCGAGGGGAAUGUGAAUAAACUAGAGAGCUCAGCGCUGGUGCGCGCCGGUAGCGACCCCAGCUCCUACCUGUCAUCCAAACGCCAGAGGUUCAUCCGCAGGAGCCUGUGGUUCACCGAUAAUGACGAGCACCAGGCGGACGAUUGCAACCCGGAGUGCGAGGAGCAGAAUAAGAUGCUCAGCAUCAACCUGCUGACCAUUGUGGACCGAUCUCUGGCCGUCCGAUCCAGUUUACCAGAAGGAUUGAGCACGGAGAGCCAGACGGCUCAGAAAGAGCUGGAGAGCAGCAGCGCAGACGUGGAGAAGGAGAGAACCAACCUCAAAACAGACGUGACGGAUGGCGUCAAGACUAACAUAAAGGCGGCCAGUGAGGAGAAUGAGGAGGAGGCUGAGAUGAAGGCUGUGGCCACCUCUCCCGGCGGACGCUUUCUCAAGUUUGACAUCGAGAUCGGUCGCGGCUCCUUCAAGACGGUCUACAAGGGCCUGGACACGGACACCUGGGUGGAGGUGGCCUGGUGUGAACUUCAGGACCGUAAGCUGACGAAGGUGGAGAGGCAGCGCUUUAAAGAGGAGGCUGAGAUGUUGAAGGGGCUUCAGCACCCAAACAUCGUGCGCUUCUAUGAUUUCUGGGAGUCUCCGCUGAAGGGGAAGAAGUGCAUCGUGUUGGUGACAGAGCUCAUGACGUCAGGCACGCUCAAAACGUGA